UUUACGCGGCUGCUUUCGGUGGGUCUGCUCCUGCCCCGUUACUCUCGGUUGUCUCGGUGGAUUAACGGUGGACUGUCCGGAGCUCCGGGGACACGUUAAUGGAGGAGCCGUUAAGUUAUACCAGAAAGGAGCCGGUGGAGGAGGAGGAGGAGUAGGAGGAGGAGGAGGAGGAGGAGGAGAACUUUUCCCGCGGUGUUGUAGCGUAGUAGCGUGAUGCAUUGUGAUGGAGGAGACGGAGCACAGCCAGUACGUCGCCCAGCUGAAGGUAGAGUUUGACAGCUGCGACACGACGGCCACUGGCUUCCUGGACCGAGACGAGCUGACGGUGCUGUGCAGGAAACUGCAGCUUGACGCUCACCUGCCGCUGCUGCUCCACACGCUGCUGGGAGAGCGCACCUACGCCAGGGUGAACUUUGAGGAGUUUAAAGAAGGCUUUGUGGCCGUUCUAUCUCGCUCUCUGGACUUCAGCACGUCAGAGGACGACAGCAGCUACCUGGAGCCAGCUGUCCCAGAGGAAGUGAAGCCAAAGUUCAUAAAGGGAACGAAGCGUUACGGCCGUCGCUCUCGUCCCGACAGUCAGCCUGGCGCCGCUCUGACCUGCAACUCUGAGGAGUCACCACCGUCCAGAACAGAGGCCACAGACUCGUCACCGCCCGGCGUUCGCAGGGCCAAACUGAGACGGUCGACGUCCCUGGAGAGUGUGGAGAGUCUGAAGUCUGAUGAGGAGACAGGAAGUCAGAAGAACAUCCAGCAGGACUGUCAGAGUAAAGUUGCUAAGCAGGAGGCGGAGCUGGGAGAAGGAGGAGUAGGAGGAGGAGGAGGCAUCCUGACAGCAGUGUGUGAUCACCUGGGCCUGCAGCAAUGCAACACACAGGAAGUGGAUGCGCUGAUCAGGAAGUUGGACACCGACCUGGAUGGCAGAGUUAGCAUCAGGGACUUCCAGAAGGUUCUGUGUGUCUCCGCCCCUGUCUGCUCCUCCACCCCCGUGCGAUCAGCUGAUCUGCAGAGGGCGCCACAGCGGUCUCAGGAGGUGUUGGAGGAGCGCUCGGCUCGCUCCACCUCGCCCUCCCUGCUGACGGCCACCGUGGGUCAGAGAGUCCUCAGCCGGCUGGACGAAGGUUCAGGAUGCACCAGCCCCGAGCGGGUCAUCGCCCUAUGGACAGAGGAGGGAAUCCGGAACAGCCGGGACAUCCUGCAGACUCUGGACUUCCCCCUGGAGGAGCGUCUCAGUCUGGCAGACCUGACUCUUGCUCUGGACAACGAGCUGCUGGUCAGUGGUAACGGCAUCCACCAGGCGGCACUCAUCUCCUACAAGAACGAGAUCCAACACCUGCAGGCGGUGUUGGAGCAGGCCUGCAGGGAGCGUGAUAAGGUGAAGGCCGACCUGGAUCAGGCCGAUCACAGGAACCUGCAGCUGGUCAGAGAGGUGGACGACCGCCACGCCAGUAUGGAGACUCUCAACCAGACCAGGAUCAGGGACCUGGAGCAAGACUUCCGUGAUAGGUUAGCGGCUCUGCGCAGUCAGUCGGAGCAGGAGAGUGAAGCUCUGCUGCAGCACGUGGAGACGGAGCGCGGCACGCUGCAGGAUGAGCUGCAGCUGCUGCAAGCGCAGGAGGCGGAGCUGCAAGAGGAGCUGCGCAGCGCCACGCGGGAGAACAGUCGUCUGGAGGAGGAUCUAAGGGUGAUGAAGCUGAAGCUGACUGAAGCAGAGAGCUCAGUGAACAGACUGCAGAGAGACCUGGACCAGCUGCUGCAUGACAAGUUUGGCAGCCUGGAUGCAGCAAGCGCUGGUCUGAGUCAAGAGGAGCGAUUCUCUGAGAUCGUCAAAGAGUACGAGCUGCAGUGCAGGGAGCUGCAGGACAGAAAUGAUGAGCUGAGCUCAGAGUUGGAGCUGCUGAAGAGUCAGAGGAGCGACAGGAAGUCCAGACGGUCUGCAGGAGAUGACACCUCCACCGCUCUGAGCUGGACCGACCAACAAGCUGUCAGCGCUGAGUCCGACUCUGACGAGUCGGACAUAAAGAGCAGCUCGUCUCCUGCAGUCAGGAAGAAACUGCAGCCAGCAGAUAAAACAGCCCUGUCCUCGUUGGGCGGCGUCUCCGGUCCGGCCGUCAGUAUCCAGACUGAACUGGCUCUGGAGCAGCUGAAGCAGAAUCACAACCAGGAGCUGCAGCAGCUUCACAUCCAGCUCGACACACAGGUGAACUACUAUGAGCGGCGCCUGGAGGUGAUGAGGCAGAGCAUGGAGGUGGAGCGGAAAGAUAUCUCUCAGGCCUUCAAGCUGGAGAUCAGUGAGGUGGAGGAGCAGAAGGCUCAGGUGGAGCAGCAGGUGAAGCAGCUGAAGGAGACGGUGGACAAACUGCACGCUCAGAUCCAACAUGGAGGAGGAGGGUGGAGCCACGAGCAGGAGCGCAGGAUGCAGCGGGAGCGGGCGGAGCUGGAGCAGAACUUCGCCAGAGAGAUCGGGAACCUGGUCCAGAGACUGAGCGCUGAGAAGGAGCAGCUGGAGGCGGAGCUGAAGCUGAAGAUGGACCAGGAGGUGAUGCUGGUCAGGGACGAGGCGGAGCAGCAGCUGUCUCACAUGAAGCUGCAGUACGGCGAGGGCCAACGACGCCUCCUCCACCAGCUCCAUCGGGAGCGCCAGCAGCUGCAGGAGCAGAGAGGAUGCUGGGAGAAGAGGCUGGCGCAGGUGGAGCAGGAGAAGCUGCGGAGUGAGGAGAGAGCCACUGAGGAGAGGAGGAAGGUGGAGGAGCAGCAGGAGGAGGUGUCCAGAUUACAGGAGGUGGUACAGAGCUCCCACCUACAGAUCAGCCAAUCAGAGGCCAGCAUGGAGGAGCUGAGGAGGCGCUGCGGGCAAUUGGAGGAAGAUCUUAAAGCGUGUAGUGGGCGGUGCUCUGAGCUGGAGGCGCGGUUGGAGGAGGCGUGUUCUCAGCUGGAGGCGAGCGUCUCCGUCCUGGAAUCUCAGGAGGUUUUAAACAAGCAUCUGAGCUCAGAGCGGCGCUGUGUGGAGGCGGAGCUGCAGGAGGUGAAGCACAGGGAGGAGCAGCUCCUCCUCCAGCUGGAGAACCUGCGGGCUGCGUCUGACAGCAUCCUGCAGGACCGGGAGGUGGUGGCCGACAACUGCAGCCGCCUCUCCAACGCCUUCAUCCAGCAGCAGGCGCAGCUGCGAGCACGGGAGGAGACGGUGGACGGCCUCAGGGCAGAGCUGGAGGCGCUGCAGGAGGUCACCAGGAGCACGGCCGCGGAGCUGGACUCCCUGAAGACGGACCGUUCCAGGCUGAUCCAGGACCUGAAGGACCAGGCCAUGGCUGUGGACACCCUGCAGCUGGAACUGGAUGGAGUCUCUGAGGAGGUGGAGAGGAGGCGGAGCUCUGAGGAGGCUCUGCAGGAGGCGCUGAAGGAGGAGCAGAGCAGGAGCUCACAGCUGUGCUCUGACCUGGACGAGGAGAAGGAAGAGGUGCGACGUCUGAGCCAGGAGAACACUAGCUACGCCCGUCUGGCCGACCAGCUCUCCACCCAGAUCGUAGAGAUGGAGGAGGAGAUCUCCACCCUCAGAGACCACCUGAAGGAGCUCAGCUCCCAGCUCAACGACACCGCCGACCUCGUCCUCGUCCUCAGGACGCAGCUCAACGCCAAGACCAGCGAGACCGACCACCUCCGGGUCCAGGGGCCCGACGGAGUUAAGAUCCUACUGAGACAGACAGAGACCAACCAGCUGGACCUGAGGGACCAGCUGAGGACGGAGGACCUGAGGGACCAGCUGAGGACGGAGGACCUGAGGGGACAGCAGGUCCUCCAGCUGCAGAGGGACCUGCAGAACUCCCAGGACCAGCUGCGGCGGGCGGAGGAAGACUUUGAGCAGGAGAAGAUGAAGAUGAAGCAGCAGCUGAUGGAGCUGGAGACGCUGGUCCUGGCUCUGGAGGACACGAUGGACCUGUCCCGUCUUCACAGGACUCAGCUGCAGGAAGUGCGAUCAGAGAACGCAGCUCUGCAGGAGCGACUCAGCGUCCUGCAGCAGGAAGUCCACGGCCUGGAGGACGACAUCGCCAACAAGAGGAGGAAGCUGGAGGACCUGGAGCGGGAACAUGAGCGGAGCAGAGAGGAAGAGGAGUGUCUCCACAGAGAGAACUCCAGGUAUCGUGAGGAGGUCCUGGAUCUGAGCCGCAGGAACCUGCAGCUCAGCAACGACAACGCCGAGCUCAGCGCCCGUCUCCGUGGAGACCAGGAGUCAGUGCGGAUGCUGAGGGAGCGUCUGGCGACGGUUUCCAAGGAGCAGGAGGAGGAGGGAGCACUGGUGCGGCGGCUGCAGGAUGCGGCGCUGCAGCAGGAUAGAGAGAAGCUGCAGCAGCAGGCGGCGUGGACGCAGGAGAGACAGCUGCUGGAGACAGAGCUCAGCUCCUACAGGGACAAGCUGGGCCGACAUGCGGAGCUGGAGGCAGAGCUUAGCAGUGUGACCCUGAAGCUGCAGUGGGUGGAGGAGGAUAAAUCCAAACUGCUGAGAGAGGCUGACGACCGAAACAACAAGGUGGAGAAGCUGCAGCAGGCGGCGCUCUCUGUGGAGGCGGAGUCAGAGCUACUGCGCUCUCAGCUUCACGGCGUCACUCAGGAGAAACUGAACUACGCCAAGGAAGUGACGGAUCUGCAGAGGAAGCUACAGGACGCUCUCAACAAGGUGGAGCAGUUGGAGAGCAGCGUCAGGAAGCUGAUGAGGGAGAAGGAGGAGCUCCAUCAGGUUGUGGAGGAGCAGGGGGAGCAGGAAGAGGCCCACAGACUCCGGGUCCACAACCAGGAGCUCCAGCAGCAGGUGUCGGAGCUGACGGUCCGCAGUCUGGAGGUCCAGAACCUGAAGAGCCGACUGAAGGAGGCGGAGACAGAGAGGAUGCACGCUCAGGACCAGGCAGUGCGGGCCGACACGGCGCUCAGUCUGGUUCAGGCGCAGCACAUCAGGCAGCUGCAGGAGGCGCAGCAGCGGGCGGGGGAUGGGCGCAAGGAGGAGGUGGAGCUGCUGCAGGGCCGCCUGCAGGAGGAGCAGAGGAGGAGUCAACAGCUGGAGGAGACGCUGAGGCUUCAGGCCCAACAGAGCUGCUCCCAGAUCAGCUGCAAGCAGGAGCAGUACGAGAAGGCGGUGUCGGCGCUGCAGCAGAGGAUGGAGGAGCUGGAGACGAAGCUGAAGGGACUCCGGAUGGUUCUACAGGACAAAGUCCAGCAGCUCAAAGAACAGAUGGCGAAGAAUACCAAGUCCAGCGCGCUGCUGAAGGAUCUGUACGUGGAGAACUCUCAGCUGAUGACAGCGCUGCAGGUUACCGAGCAGCGGCAGAAACACGCAGAGAAGAAGAACUCCCUGUUGGAGGAGAAGGUCAACGCUCUGAACAGACUGCUGAGAGAGAUCGUCCCCGCUGCGCUCGCCACGUAGAGCCACGCCCACCUUAGAGACCUGCAGCAGCUGAUCUCACAUCAGUUUGACUGAGGAGGGCAUUAGCUUAGCUUAGCUUAGCAUAGCACAAAGACUGGAAACAGAUGAGAACUGUUAGCAUACAGACACACCUGGACAGGAAACACACCUGCACAGGAAACACACUUGGACAGGAAUCACACCUGGACAGGAAACACACCUGGACAGGAAACACACCUGCACAGGAAACACACCUGGACAGGGAACACACCUGGACAGGGAACACACCUGUCUGACGACACCUGUUUUUGUUAUAGGUGAGACGAUGUCAUGUUUAUGUUUGGCCACGUCUGCAGAGUGAACACAUUAAAGUUCCUCACCUGCCCGUUAGAUCUGACUCAUCUGAGCGUGCUCCACAGAACGUGUUGAAUCAGACAACAUGACAUCAUCAAACCUUUAGUGGCGUGACUUUAACAACAUGUGGCUCACUGUGACAGAUAUUACUGUCAUCACUUGACCCUCUGGGGCCUCCGUAGUUUCCUUUCUGCCGGCAGGUGUCAGUGGGAGGUGAUGAUGUCACCUGUACAGAGACAGAGGGAGGUGAUGAUGUCACCUAAGACGUGGACGUGCAGUUUGACUCUCAGGUGAAGGAGGCCUGUGUGUUCAUGGUCGGUGUGGGCGUGGCCUGUUAUUUAAACGUGUCAUCAGCACACACACACACACACAGUAUUUCUGCCAUGAUGGUGUUAUGUUACUUUAUUUCUAUAUUUGUAUUGUUAUUAUGUUUAUUGUCACAGUGAGACGUGAUUUUGUAAAGGUGGACUGCUGAUGAUGAUGAUGAUGAUGUUGAUUGUGAUGAUGAUGAUGAUGAUGAUGUUGAUUGUGAUGAUGAUGAUGAUGAUGAUGUUGAUUGUGAUGAUGAUGAUGAUGAGUUUAUAGUUUUCCCGUCAGAGUGAGACCUCUGACUCCUCCUCCCAGCUCUGACUUCCUGUCAGUUCAGGUACCAAACACACCUGUCUGUGACAUCAUCACACAGCACACUGUAACCUGACACCACAUUAAAUUAUCUGUUUAUAUCUCA
This is a messenger RNA of Epinephelus fuscoguttatus (brown-marbled grouper), 6470 nucleotides long. It is a transcript of the gene ninl, whose product is annotated as ninein-like. Gene Ontology annotation, biological process: microtubule anchoring at centrosome. The transcript has 31 exons. The record is from RefSeq and is a predicted model, not a curated record. Gene Ontology annotation, cellular component: centrosome. Bases 224 to 5410 code for a protein of 1728 amino acids. NCBI's taxonomy places the organism in Eukaryota, Metazoa, Chordata, Actinopteri, Perciformes, Serranidae. Gene Ontology annotation, molecular function: calcium ion binding.